Messenger RNA from Dichotomopilus funicola, 1677 nucleotides. RefSeq names its product protein mlo2. Gene Ontology annotation, molecular function: ubiquitin protein ligase activity; zinc ion binding. The transcript has 3 exons. NCBI's taxonomy places the organism in Eukaryota, Fungi, Ascomycota, Sordariomycetes, Sordariales, Chaetomiaceae. Gene Ontology annotation, cellular component: cytoplasm. The record is from RefSeq and is a predicted model, not a curated record. Bases 1 to 1677 code for a protein of 558 amino acids.
AUGGACGCCUCGACUUCGCAGAACUCUGCGACUGGAGGUACCGACGCGCCGGCCGCGCGCGACAAGGCGCGCACCGAGAGCAUCUCGCAACGGUCGGACGAUUCGCAAACCGCCGCCGAUUUUAUUCGCGACCAGAUGCAGCUCGAAGCCGAUGCGCGCGAAGCUCUUCCUUACAGCAUCGAGCACUGCACCAACUCCCUAGGCGCCCUCCGACAGACCGUCUUCGCCUGUCUAACCUGCAACCCACCCCCCGCCAACCUGUCCGAUCCGUACGAUGGCGCCGGUGUCUGCUACGCCUGCUCCGUCCAAUGCCACGGCGAGCACACGCUAGUCGAAAUCUUCACAAAGCGCAACUUCACCUGCGACUGCGGCACCACGCGCUUUUCCGAGACGAGCCCGUGCAACCUGCGCAUCAACCCGGCGACCAACACCAAGGGCGGCGUUCACUCAGAGGAGCCCAGUGCCAACAACAAGUACAACCAGAAUUUCCGGAACCGCUUCUGCGCCUGCGAGUGCGACUACGAUCCUUUUGAGCAGAAGGGAACCAUGUUCCAAUGCUUGGGGUUGGGUACGCAUGAGUCGGGCGGUUGUGGCGAGGACUGGUACCAUCCGGGAUGUUUGGUCGGCUUGGGUCCGAAAUGGUUCGAGAACAUGGCGACGGAUAAGGUGAAGACGGAGGACAAGGAUACCAACGGGCCGUUGCCCACCAUUGCCGAGGACGCAGAGGCUGGUGGUGACCAAGCUGCUGCUGCGGAUGCCGAGGAGGCGGAUGACGAUAACGACCCGCCGCCUCCUCCUGGCUUCCCGGCGGAGGAAGAUUUUGAGAGUUUUCUUUGUUACAAGUGUGUUGAGGCGAACCCCUGGAUCAAGCGAUACGCCGGCACCCCGGGGUUCCUCGCUCCCGUGUACCUCAAACAAGACGACGCGACGACGACCGAGUCAGCCCCAGUCGUUCCGACUAUCACUACGAGCACCGAACCGAGCAGCAACGAAUCAAAGAAACGCAAAGCCGAAGACGACGAGACCGACUCGCAGACAUCUAAGCGCCCACGAAGCGAAAUCGGCACAGUCGACUCCUCCUCCGACCUACCGUCCCAGUCCACAGCAAUCGAAACCCCCGACCCGUCCCAGCCGACCACCACCAAACCCUGCAAACUCACCACCCUCCCUCCAGCCCCUUCAUCCAGUACCCCCUUCUCCCUCUUCCUCACAUCCGACUUCCGCGCCCACCUCUGCCACUGUCCCUCCUGCUUCCCCCUCCUCACGCCCCACCCCCAACUCCUCGAAGAAGAAGAAACCUACGAACCCCCCGUCUCCGAAGACGGCGGCGACGACAACAACUCCCAAGGCCACCACACCGCCGGCAGCGGCGGCGCAGGAGGCUCCAGCAACGGCGGCGGCAGCCUCUACGACCGCGGCGAAUCAGCGCUGCGCAACGUCGAUCGCGUGCGGGCGAUAGAAGGGGUCAUGGCGUAUCAGCAUUUGAAGGAUAAGUUGAUGCCGUUUUUUCAGCAGUUUGCGGAGAGCAAGCAGGUUAUUAGUGCGGAGGAUGUGAAGGGGUAUUUUGCGAAACUAAGGGGGGAUGAGGAGGCGAUUCGGGAGGCGGGGGAGAGGGUUGAGAGGGAGGGUGGUGGGAGUAGCGGUGGGGAUGAGAGGAGGGAGGAAAGGGGGUAUUGA